UCAGCUAUAAAUAUGUGCCCCCUCUAUGGCUCAUAAUCCAUUGUGCAACAAACUAAGAGCCACUUCUCAAAAAACAAGCUUAGUUCAAGGUUCUGGUUUUACUCUUACUAAAAUGGAAGGUGGAAGCUCUAAUGGUCCUAAAUACGAGUGCUUGCUCUUCGAUAUGGAUGACACUUUAUACCCUUUGAGUUUGGGGAUCAAUAUGGCCUGUCGCAAGAAUAUAGAAGAGUAUAUGCUGCAUCAUAUGCAUAUUGAAGAAAGUGAGGUCCCUAGGCUGUGCUUAGAGCUGUACAAAGAGUACGGGACAACGAUGGCUGGCCUUAAGGUGAUGGGAUACGAGUUUGACAAUGAUGAGUUUCAUGCUUAUGUUCAUGGAAGAUUGCCAUAUGAGUUGCUAAAGCCAGAUCCAGUGCUACGUAACCUCCUGCAUUCCAUGCCCCAACAGAAAAUAAUCUUCACUAAUGCAGACGAAGCACACGUAGCUCAAGUGCUUAGCAGGAUGGGAUUGGAAGAUUGCUUCCAUGGUGUGAUAUGCUUUGAAACUCUGAACCCUCCAUCAGAACCAGUUAAAAUCAAGGAUGGGACUGUUGAAGCUAAAGAUGCACCUGAGAUGAAUAAUGGAACCUCGAGUCGUAAGAAUCAAAUCCUGUGCAAGCCAUCUGUGGAAGCAAUGGAAGCUGCUAUUCGUAUAGCAAACGUUGAUCCAAAGAAAACAAUAUUCUUCGAUGACAGCAUUCGCAACAUUGCUAGUGGCAAAGCAGCAGGGCUCCACACUGUAGUUGUGGGAAGAUCUACUCUAGUUCCGGGUGCAGAUCAUGCUUUGAACAGCAUACACAAUAUAAAAGAAGCCUUACCUGAGAUAUGGGAAGAUGAAGUGGAGCACUUGGAGCAAGUAAUCCAAUCUUCUGCAGUAGAAACUGUGGUCCUAGCAUAGUCAACACUCAUAUGAACAUGCUAUGUGCACCAUAAGAAUCACAAAAAAAUGUGACACCUAUUAAUUAGAGGAGACUACUUACCAGAUAUACUGUAAUGAUGUAUUGCCUAUUAUUAAUCAAUAAAGUUCCAGUAUUAAUAUGAAA
Molecule: messenger RNA, 1079 nt
Organism: Salvia hispanica
Lineage: Eukaryota; Viridiplantae; Streptophyta; Magnoliopsida; Lamiales; Lamiaceae
Source: RefSeq, a predicted model, not a curated record